AUGAUCUGCGUGACGCAUCAACUAACCGGGUCCGCCGACUUUUGGUGGGAUACCAAGCUGAAGACCAUGCCCCAGGACCGAGUGGACGGGAUAAUGUGGGAGGACUUCAAAACCGAGGUGUAUAACAAGUACAUACCUAAGAGCUACCGCAAGGCAAAGGCAGCCGAAUUUUACAACCUCACUCAAGGGCGCCUGUCAGUGACCGAAUACGACCGUGCGCUUUGUGACAUGACCCGCUAUGCGCCGGAACAGACAGAUACUGACGAGAAGCUAGCUGAUAAGUUUCGUGAGGGCCUGAGACCUGAGAUUAGGAUGACGUUGGCUGUCAGUGGAAAGCUUACGUACGCAGAGGCGCUGGCCCUCGCACUGGACGUUGAGGCGGCGAUGCCUAAGGAGAGGAGCGCGGGGAACACUAUGCUGGCACUACCCCUGCCACGCCCUAACCAUGAUAAGAGGAGGUGGGACGAGAGUCGGACCCACUAUGACAACAAGCGAUACCGCCCCGCCCCGAACCGACCGCCGUAUAGAGGCGGGCAGACCUCGUUCAACCAGAGGAGCGGCUCCCAGGCCAGACCACCCCAAUGCAAUGUUUGCGCCAAGUACCAUUUUGGGGAGUGUAGAGUGCCGAACCCGAUUAGGUGUUUCAACUGCGGAGGAAACGGUCACUUCUCUAGGGAGUGUCCGAGUAGAAACAUGGGAAUCGGGUCGAGGCAGAACAAUCAAGGUUUCCGUCAGCAGCCGAGGGCGCCACCAACGGGAUCGGGAGUGAACUGGGAUCAACCUCAGCGGCAGCAACAACCUUUCUGCCCGAGACUUCCCGCACAAGCUAGAGCGUAUGCCGUGAGUCAGAAGCAAUUCAGAAUUGAGCAAGGGAAUCACGAGAGUGGAAACUUGGCAGUAGGAGGGAUAGUAGAGAUUGCCCGAACUUGCUCGAACGUAGAAAUCGUACUAGGAGAACUUAAGUUAGUUGCUCAUGACCUACAAGUUAUGGCGAUGGGAGAUAUCGACGUAAUCUUAGGAAUGGACUGGUUGACCGCGAACUUUGCGACGAUUCGUUGUAAGGAGAGGCAGAUAUCCCUACAAGCUCCAGGUACGGAACCCAUCGUGUACCACGGAAUCUCGAUGAGCCGGCGAACCGCCAUAAUCUCCGCGUUACAAGCCACCGCGAUGAUGAAGAAAGGACGCCCUGCCUACCUUGUCUAUCUCCACAGAGAGGAGGAGGAGGAAAGGAGGCUCGAAGACGUCGCUGUCGUGCAAAAUUUCCCCGAUGUUUUUCCCAAAGUGUUUCCUGGACCGCCGCCGGAUAGGCAGUUAGAAUUCACGAUCGACCUUGAACCUGGAGCCGCACCUGUAUCCAAGGCACCGUACCGAAUGACGCCUAAGGAAUUGGAAGAACUCAAGAUACAACUGCAAUAG
Molecule: messenger RNA, 1416 nt
Organism: Salvia hispanica
Lineage: Eukaryota; Viridiplantae; Streptophyta; Magnoliopsida; Lamiales; Lamiaceae
Source: RefSeq, a predicted model, not a curated record